This is a messenger RNA of Trichophyton benhamiae CBS 112371, 201 nucleotides long. RefSeq lists its product as uncharacterized. The coding region runs from base 1 to 201 and encodes 66 amino acids. Lineage: Eukaryota; Fungi; Ascomycota; Eurotiomycetes; Onygenales; Arthrodermataceae. The transcript has a single exon. The record is from RefSeq and is a predicted model, not a curated record.
AUGAGCGGUGAGAUCGGUCGCUUUCGUGUUCUGGGGCAUGAGAUCCAUAUCGUUGUGAUUGGUGUUGGUGAGGUUGAGGUUGAGACUGUGAACUUUGGUUGUGAUGGUGGUGGUGAUGGUGGUGAUGAGUGUGUUCCUGGAUACCAUGUUGAUAGGGUUGCUGGUCUCGAGGUUCCUGUCGAUCUUGGGAGGGAUUACUAA